GAGAGCAAGAAGAAUAAAUGGAGUAGGUGCCUUGCUGCAGCAACAGCAAGACAGAAGGGAAGAGCAGCAGAAGCAGCAGCCUUUAAAUCCCAGUUUCCUCUUCCCUCUUCUCCAAUCUCCAUCUCCACUCCACUCUCUAUACUUACAUACAUCUUCAUCAUCUUCUCCAUCUACAGAUUCAACUGAGCACAGUACAGUUCAUGAGCGUUGAGGUCUUUCCAAUAAUCUGCACUCAUUUUCUUCCAUAACCCAGUAUUUGAAACCCGCAAUCUUCCUGGAAAAUCUUUGGCCUGUCAUUUCUUGGGUCCUUCAAAUAUCCCCAGUUGAGGCGUCUAUUUUCCCAAGAAAAUCAAUACAGUGAGUUUGGUUGGUGGACUGAAUCACUCAUUGAAGUAGAGUUUCCACUCUCUUACCAGCUCAAGAACACACACACACACAUAUCCGGCGAGAAAACUCCAUUAAUACUUUUUCUCCCCUGUUCUCUCUUAUUCUCUGGUUGGAUUAUUGAGUUACGAGAAUGGACAAGAUGAGGGCUCUGUCGCUGAAGCAUCUUCUGGCUUUGUCUUUGGCGCUGAACGUUGGGCUGAUUCUGAGGAUUGGGCACGUCGGCGAGACUUGGCGGGUGGCGCUUGGCCCCCGCGUGUUCUGUUGGGAGGAGAAGCAGCGAAGCAGCGAGGCGGCUUACAUGGCGGAUCCUUCUCCUUCUUCUUCUUCUUCUUCCCCUUCCCCGGAGCAGGCGCACGCUAGCAAGAGGACGCUAGUGGGGGAGGUGGCGUCAGCUUCGGCCGCUCUUACCGAGGAGGUUGAAGACGACGGCGGGCGAGUGGUCAAUCUGGAUCACGGCGAUCCAACGCUGUAUGAGCGGUUUUGGCGGCAGAUGGGUGACAAAACCACAGUUGUGAUGUCUGGGUGGCAGUCUAUAAGCUAUUUCUCCGAUAUCACAAAUGUUUGCUGGUUUUUGGAGCCAGAGUUUGCAAAGGCAGUUGUUAGACUGCACAAACUGGUUGGAAAUGCCAUUACAGAGAACCGUUAUAUAGUAGUUGGAACGGGUUCAACACAACUGUUUCAUGCUGCAUUAUAUGCUCUCUGCCCGCCCAAUGCAUCCGAGCCCACAAGUGUGCUGUCUGCUGUCCCAUAUUACUCGUCGUAUCCAUUGAUGACUGAUUUCCUCAAGUCUGGGUUGUAUAAAUGGGGCGGCGAUGCGCAUGCAUUCGAUGAAAACAAGCCUUAUAUCGAGCUCGUAACCUCGCCUAACAAUCCUGAUGGGUCCACAAGACAAGCGGUGAUCAACAGGGAUGGAGGAAUACUGGUUCAUGAUCUUGCUUACUACUGGCCACAAUAUACUCCCAUUUUGUCUGCUGCCAAUCAUGACCUUAUGAUGUUCACCGUCUCCAAAAGCACUGGCCAUGCCGGAACACGCAUUGGUUGGGCGCUUGUGAAAGACGAAGAAGUCGCAAGAAAGAUGACCUUGUUCAUCGAGCUGAACACGUUGGGCGUCUCCAAAGACUCGCAGCUUCGAGCAGCAAAGAUUAUGCAGGUAGUGGCUGAUAGCUGUGGCAAUGCCUACAGCCCUGGGGAAGCUCAAACCUUCUUCGGAUACGGCUACCACCACAUGGCCAAGAGGUGGAAGCAACUAAGAGCAGCAGUUGAAAAGAGUCGACUGUUCAGCCUGCCCAACUUCCCCACCGCCUUCUGCAACUUCAGUGGCCGCAGUUUUGAAUCACAGCCCGCUUUCGCAUGGUUGAAAUGUGAAGGCGGAGUAGAAGACUGCGCAAGCUUUCUUGGCAGCCACGGGAUAUUGACAAGGGGAGGGGAGCAUUUCGGGUUCUGCUCGAAGUAUGUUAGGGUCAGCAUGUUGCUUCGCGACGAGGAUUUCGACAUCUUCACUAAGCGGUUAUCAUCAAUCCAAUCGUGACAGCAGAGGCUCCCGCCUUGCGAGUCAAAUUUGUACGCAACAUUCCCCUUACAAUCCGGUCUCGAUCUAUAGAAAUGAAAAGCUGAAUUUGGGGGCC
Messenger RNA from Diospyros lotus (date-plum), 2012 nucleotides. RefSeq names its product tryptophan aminotransferase-related protein 2. The transcript has 5 exons. Lineage: Eukaryota; Viridiplantae; Streptophyta; Magnoliopsida; Ericales; Ebenaceae. Gene Ontology annotation, molecular function: transaminase activity; carbon-sulfur lyase activity. The coding region runs from base 518 to 1915 and encodes 465 amino acids. Gene Ontology annotation, biological process: amino acid metabolic process. The record is from RefSeq and is a predicted model, not a curated record.